AUGCAGGCAGUCUUAGCCGGCUUUGGCUUGCUGCCGGCCGAAUUCGCCGAGGCCUCGUCACUGCCUGGAUCGUCGUCUUAUGUGGCCCAGCCUGGGUUCCCGACGAGUGUUUUCUCAUCUUACCAUUACCUACCGGCAAAACCGACCCAGCAACCUCAGCCAGCUAUUCAUGAUCCUAUAUUGAAUAUUACAUUUCCCCAUAACUUAACCAAUCCCGAUACGAUUCCAGAGAACCAUGACCCUGUGGUCUUCCCGAUUCCCCUUCUGAAACUAUCGGAUCGCCAACAGAAAGCCAUGAUCCAGAGGACGGUGGCAAAUGUGACGAGCAUUUUCAAUGGCAGCAGAAAUGCAGAUACCUGCAGCACUUGCAAAGCGGCGCUGUCUGCUGCUAAGCCUGCGGCUCUGUAUGCCCCUAAACUGGUUCCCGAUGCCAUGACUUCUUUGUGUAAGAUGUUUGGCUUCAAAUCGGACGAGGAAUGCGAGAACGAGUACACUGAAACGGCUUUCGGAGUCCCCUGGACACAGGUGCUCUAUUAUGCAGACGUCGAAGGUUCUGAUGGCGACUACAUCUGUUAUUACCUGGAUAGCGAUGUCUGCAGUCAGCCUCAAACCCGCCUGGACACAACCAAUCUGUUUCCAAAACCCAAGCCAGCAGAUACUAGCGUGCCCAAACCUAGUGGUGAGCGGAUCAAGGUAUUGCAUCUUUCUGAUAUCCAUCUGGACCCGCGGUACUCUGUGGGCUCUGAAGCAAACUGCACAUCCGGGAUGUGUUGUCGGACCAACCUUCAUAACUCCGAAUUUGAGGAUCAAGUUGUUCUGCCAGCCUCGUCCUAUGGUGCAUACAAAUGUGACACACCCUAUGACCUUACACUUGCUGCCCUGGAAGCACUUGCUCCUUUGACCGGAACCGGGGAAGGCAAGGACCCGUUGGCGUUCACGCUGUACACGGGAGACUUGAUUUCGCAUGACAAUCCCGCUAUCCAAAUUGACAGGGCCUAUACUCAAUAUACCGAAACGAGUGUAUUUGGUAUGCUCAAAUCAUACCUCACAGGCCCGGUCUUUGCCGCUUUAGGCAAUCAUGACACCAGUCCCGAGAACCUCGCACCUUCUCAUAGCCUACCGGGUCCGUUAGGCCAACAGAACAGCUGGAACUAUAAGCAUUUAGCUGGGCUGUGGCAGCAUGGCGGAUGGAUUAAUGAAAAGACUGCCGCAGAAGCUAGUACACAUUAUGGUGGCUAUUCAAUCAAAACUCACUACGGCUUGCGUGUGAUUACUUUCAACACAGACUUCUGGUAUCGAAGCAACUUUUUCAACUUCAUCAAUACAACGCAGGCUGAUAAUUCGGGUGUAUUUUCCUGGAUGAUAUCCGAGCUUCAAAAAGCAGAAGACAGCCAUGAGCGAGUCUGGAUUGUCGGCCAUGUUCCCUCUGGGUGGGACGGAUCGAACCCCCUUCCCAACCCCACAGAUCUCUUUUAUCAGAUCGUGGAUCGUUAUUCGCCGCAUGUCAUUGCGAACAUCUUUUACGGCCAUACUCAUGAGGACGAAUUCAUGAUCUAUUAUUCGAAUAACGGCACCGAACAAAAUAGAGACACCGCUCUAGCGACUGGCUGGAUUGGACCCAGCAUCACGCCCUUGACCAACCUGAACAGCGGGUUCCGGAUGUAUGAAGUUGACACUGGAGACUUCAACGUCUACGAAGCGUAUACCUUCUUCAGCAACGUUUCGGAGUUCUCCUCUCUCGAAACGACUGGCCCGGUAUACCGCUUUGAGUACUCUACCAGAGACACCUAUGGGCCCGCGGCUGGAUGGGGUGAGAGUGAUCCGUUGAACGCGACAUUCUGGCACCAGGUCACCGAGGCGAUGGAGGAUGACGGGGAGCUGGUUACUUUGCAGAAUAGACUGCAGGGCCGACUGAGCGUCAAGAGCCCUGAUUGCACGACUGCCGCAUGCUGGGAGGCGAAGAUCUGCUACAUGAGAAGUGGAAGCGCCACGCUCGGUAGACAAUGCACCCAGGGGUACGGGUCUGUACAAAGUCAGUUCAAGCCGUAGGCUUUGGUUGGUGUUUAGAAGCUUGUUUUACAUACCAUGCUCUGACCUUUACUUGGAAAGUAUUGCUUGACUUCUAUUGAUAUAGCUAGAUCAGUUUGCAUCGGUUUACUUAUGGCUUAUGGCUUAUGGAUAU
Aspergillus steynii IBT 23096 is the source of this 2182-nucleotide messenger RNA. RefSeq names its product PPN1 endopolyphosphatase family protein. Gene Ontology annotation, biological process: sphingomyelin catabolic process. The coding region runs from base 1 to 2049 and encodes 682 amino acids. The transcript is spliced from 4 exons. Lineage: Eukaryota; Fungi; Ascomycota; Eurotiomycetes; Eurotiales; Aspergillaceae. Gene Ontology annotation, molecular function: sphingomyelin phosphodiesterase activity. The record is from RefSeq and is a predicted model, not a curated record.